AUGGAAGAAAAGCUCCAGGCGCAUCAGGUGGAGAUCGACCCGGAUUUCGAGCCGCAGAGCCGGCCCCGCUCCUGCACCUGGCCGCUCCCGCACCCCGACUUCACGGCGGAGGACGAGGAUGGGGCCGCGGCGGGGCCCCCCCCGGCGCUGGCGGCCGGCGGAGCCGAGGGCACCGAGAACGCGGCGGCGGCCCCGGCGGAGCGCAGAGCAGCAGCCGCCGCCGCCGCCCCGCCGCCGCCCGGUGCGGACGUUGGACAGCUCCGCAAGGCCAAGACGUCCCGCAGGAACGCCUGGGGGAACCUCUCGUACGCCGACCUCAUCACCAAAGCCAUCGAGAGCUCCCCGGAGAAGCGCCUCACCCUCUCGCAGAUCUACGACUGGAUGGUGCGAUACGUCCCCUACUUUAAGGAUAAAGGAGACAGCAACAGCUCCGCCGGAUGGAAGAACUCCAUCCGGCACAACCUCUCCCUGCACACCCGCUUCAUCCGCGUGCAGAACGAGGGCACGGGCAAGAGCUCCUGGUGGAUGCUGAACCCCGAGGGCGGCAAGACGGGGAAGACGCCCCGGCGGCGGGCGGUCUCGAUGGACAACAACAGCAAGUUCCUGCGCAUCAAGGGGAAGGCCAGCAAGAAGAAGCAGCUGCAGGUGACGCAGGAGCGCGGGGAGGACAGCCCGUCCUCCCAGCAGGCCAAGUGGUCGGAGAGCCCCGCGUCCCACGCCAGCGACGAGUACGACGCCUGGGCGGACUUCAGGACGCGGGCCAACUCCUCGGCCAGCACGCUGAGCGGGCGCCUUUCGCCCAUCAUGUCCAACCACGAACCCGACGAGCUGGAGGAGGACGAUGGCACGCCGUCCUCCCCGCUGAUGUACCCCAGCCCCUCCAGCACCAUGUCUCCUUCCCUGAGCGCCCGCUGCUCCGUGGAGCUGCCCCGGCUGACCGACCUGACCGGCACCAUCAGCCUGAACGAGAGCCUCGGGGAGAGCUUGCUGGAGGACCUGCAGGACGGCUACAGCAUGAGCCCUUCGCAGCAGCUGCCCCCGGCUGCCCUGCGGCAGCGGAGCUCCAGCUUCACCUUCAACUCCAAGUGCUCCAGCAUGGGGGCUGCCACCAACACGUACUGUGGGACCAUCUACAGCCAGCCGGCCAUGAGCCUCAUGCGCCGCCUGCCCAUGCAGACCAUCCAGGAGAACAAGCAGGCCACCUUCUCGCCGGUCAGCUCCUACAGGAACGCCUCGCUGCAGGAUCUGCUCUCCUCCAUCUCCUACGCGCACAAGGAGAGCAUGGUCCCGGGGGACCUGCCCCUGCCGCAGGCCGGCCCCAUGGUGCCGGCCCGUGGCCACAGACAGACCCCGCUGCUGUGCGGCGGUGGGGAGCAGGGCUUGUCCUCCUACCCGGCCCACUCGGCCUCGCUCAUGAAGAGCAGCGCUUUGUACCACCCGUCACCAGCCAGCCACCACCCUGCGGUCAACACCAGUGCCUUAGCCAAUCCUGUCAGCCUUAUGAGCCUGCCCAGUGACACGUGCAGCAUGACGGCCAUGCCGCACCACGGGCACCUGCAUUCCUACGCUACUAACCAAGGGGCACACAUGAGCUUGCUGGAUUCGCUGCAGGGCCCCUACCCGGGGGCCGUCCACCCCCCAGUGUUGGGCCAAGACAGGUUCCCAGCAGACCUGGACCUGGACAUGUUCAAUGGGAGCCUGGAGUGUGACGUGGAGUCCAUCAUCCUGAAUGACUUCAUGGACAGCGAUGAGAUGGACUUCAACUUCGACUCGGCGCUUCCGCCGCAGAACGCGCUCAACGUGCCCGCGCUGCCCGGGGGCCCGCAGCCCACGAACCAGAGCUGGGUGCCUGGGUGA
Cygnus atratus (black swan) is the source of this 1857-nucleotide messenger RNA. It is a transcript of the gene FOXO6, whose product is annotated as forkhead box O6. Lineage: Eukaryota; Metazoa; Chordata; Aves; Anseriformes; Anatidae. The record is from RefSeq and is a predicted model, not a curated record. The transcript is spliced from 2 exons. Gene Ontology annotation, biological process: regulation of transcription by RNA polymerase II. The coding region runs from base 1 to 1857 and encodes 618 amino acids. Gene Ontology annotation, molecular function: RNA polymerase II cis-regulatory region sequence-specific DNA binding; DNA-binding transcription factor activity, RNA polymerase II-specific. Gene Ontology annotation, cellular component: nucleus.